AUGGUGGUGCUUCUCCCCUGGCUGUCCAUGAUUCUAUGGCUAGAAAAUGCCCAAGCUCAACUUGAAGAUGAAGGCAACUUCUACUCUGAAAACGUCAGUCGGAUUCUUGACAACUUGCUGGAAGGCUAUGACAAUCGUCUACGACCAGGAUUUGGAGGUGCUGUCACAGAAGUCAAGACAGACAUCUAUGUGACCAGCUUUGGGCCUGUGUCAGACGUGGAGAUGGAGUAUACAAUGGAUGUUUUCUUCCGCCAGACUUGGACUGAUGAGAGACUGAAGUUUAGGGGUCCCGCUGAGAUUCUGAGCUUAAAUAACUUGAUGGUUAGUAAGAUCUGGACUCCUGACACUUUUUUUAGAAAUGGGAAAAAGUCAAUUGCUCACAACAUGACCACCCCUAACAAGCUCUUCCGAUUAAUGCAGAACGGAACAAUUCUGUACACCAUGAGACUUACCAUCAAUGCCGAUUGUCCCAUGAGGUUGGUUAACUUCCCUAUGGAUGGGCACGCUUGUCCACUCAAGUUUGGGAGCUAUGCUUACCCUAAAAGUGAAAUCAUAUAUACAUGGAAAAAAGGACCACUUUACUCAGUAGAAGUCCCAGAGGAAUCUUCCAGCCUCCUCCAGUACGAUUUGAUUGGGCAAACAGUUUCUAGCGAGACAAUUAAAUCUAACACAGGUGAAUAUGUAAUAAUGACAGUCUAUUUUCACUUACAAAGGAAGAUGGGCUACUUCAUGAUCCAGAUAUACACUCCAUGCAUUAUGACAGUCAUUCUUUCUCAGGUGUCUUUCUGGAUUAAUAAGGAGUCGGUUCCAGCAAGAACUGUCUUUGGAAUCACCACUGUUUUAACCAUGACCACCUUAAGCAUCAGUGCCCGGCACUCCCUGCCCAAAGUGUCCUAUGCAACUGCCAUGGAUUGGUUCAUAGCCGUGUGCUUUGCUUUUGUCUUUUCGGCUCUCAUUGAGUUCGCCGCUGUCAACUACUUCACCAAUCUCCAGUCACAGAAGGCUGAAAGGAAGGCACAGACUGCGGCCCCGCCCCCUGUGGCAAUAUCAAAAGCCACGGAACCACGGGAAGCUGAGAUUGUUGUGGUAAUUGUUCCCUCUUCUGUUGUUACCCAGCAGAUAGAGAAAGCAAGCUCAAUCAGGGGCAACAUACAUACAAAUAAGCAGUCCGAAACAGGAUUUUUUGAGCAUAAAUUAUAUAACUAA
This is a messenger RNA of Peromyscus eremicus (cactus mouse), 1206 nucleotides long. RefSeq names its product gamma-aminobutyric acid type A receptor subunit alpha6 (gene Gabra6). NCBI's taxonomy places the organism in Eukaryota, Metazoa, Chordata, Mammalia, Rodentia, Cricetidae. The coding region runs from base 1 to 1206 and encodes 401 amino acids. The record is from RefSeq and is a predicted model, not a curated record. Gene Ontology annotation, molecular function: transmitter-gated monoatomic ion channel activity involved in regulation of postsynaptic membrane potential; benzodiazepine receptor activity; GABA-A receptor activity. Gene Ontology annotation, cellular component: GABA-A receptor complex; postsynapse; dendrite membrane. The transcript is spliced from 8 exons. Gene Ontology annotation, biological process: synaptic transmission, GABAergic; chloride transport; regulation of postsynaptic membrane potential.